Messenger RNA from Anopheles nili, 1095 nucleotides. Its product is annotated as MKI67 FHA domain-interacting nucleolar phosphoprotein-like. The transcript has 2 exons. Lineage: Eukaryota; Metazoa; Arthropoda; Insecta; Diptera; Culicidae. Gene Ontology annotation, molecular function: RNA binding. Gene Ontology annotation, cellular component: nucleolus. The record is from RefSeq and is a predicted model, not a curated record. Gene Ontology annotation, biological process: maturation of LSU-rRNA from tricistronic rRNA transcript (SSU-rRNA, 5.8S rRNA, LSU-rRNA). The coding region runs from base 1 to 1044 and encodes 347 amino acids.
AUGGCUGACGAGGGGAAGAAAAAAUCACCAAAAGUUCAAAUACAAGUCUCGAAGCCUAAGGUGGAAAACAAAAAUAAAACGUCGCCCUUAAAGCGUAAGAAGAACUCAAAAGUCCCUACGAAAUCACCUUUACGUGCUGGCUCAGUGGCAAAACAAAGUAAACCAGCGAAAUUGAAGCACAAGGAAUCGGGCUGCAUAUGCGUAAAACAUCUGCCCAAUGGAUUCGACGAGGCGGAAAUACGAGAGUUUUUUGAACAGUUCGGCGAAAUUAUACGAGUAUGCGUGGUAAGGUCCAAACGCACCCAGCAAAGCAAAGGAUUCGGAUACAUUCUCUUCCGCUUUUACGAUGUUGCUCAAAUAGCAGCAAAGGCUGUAGACAAUUAUAUGCUGUUUGGGCGCAUCCUGAAAACGAAGAUGCUACCAAAACGUAUCAAAACCAUACCGCGUAACUUUGAUCUAGGAUUCGAAUCCAAGAAAGACUUUGCUGAAGCACAAAAGCAAUGGCUUCAGGAAAAGGUGCAAGAAACGAAUGCACAUGUAGGAAAUCGGCGUUUGCGCGAGCGUCGUAUGAUACAUUUGCGAAAGCUGCAGAAGGCUAUAGAGGAGCUUGGCAAAGUCGGCGUUGAGCUGCCCGAGAUGAAAGAAUGUGUGGCGAUACUGGAAAAACAGACUAAAGAUUUAGAGGAUGUAAAAUUAUUCGCGAUGGAAACGAAACCAUCGACUGAACAACCAGCCAACGAUGAUGAUGAUAGUGAUGUUGCAGUUGAAUCAAAGCUUACAUUGGACUCAAAUGAGAACGAUGAGUCAUACAAGCAGGCAGCAAUCAAGAAAGCGUCUUUACAAUCAAAAAAAUUGUUGUCAUCAAAAAGUGACAAGAAAGCUGCAGCUUCACAAGAUGACAAAGUUGCUAAAUCUAUUGACAAAACCGUUAGUAAGUCGAAAAAGUCGAAAUUAAUACCUCAGAAGAAUAAGAAGGAACUGAACACUUCUCAGACUAAAAAAGCGAAAUCGGCCAAAGCUGUGAAAAAAGGGUCCAAAUUGUAAUUUUCCAAUUUCUAUCUUCCAUUUUUUGUAUUAAUUAAAGCACAAAUAUUG